AUGCCCAGGUUCCAAGCAAGAUAUGCUGUGCAAGGAUCAAACUUACCUCAAGUUGCAUUACAAGAAGGCAAACCUGAGAUCCCAGAAAACAACUUUCAAGAACUCAGUCUCCAGUACAUGUUUUACCUGCCAAAGGGGCACAAUCUCUCCAAGUGGCAACCAAAAUCAAGUCAAACUGCCUAUGAGAGAAUCCCAAUCUUCAUCAGUGAUCCCAGCUCCAAAAUCAAUAAUGACUACUUUGAAAUUUUGAAGAAGUUGUUCACCUUGGCCAGCAAAAUCAACAAACAUCCCACUAUGGGGAGCACUGCCAUACUGAAACUGGCAGACACAGGCAAGACUGUCAAUAUUUAUGCUUUCAUAGCCCUACAUAGUUACUACACCAAGGGCCACAUGUAUCCAAUCACUUUCUACAAGCAGGUCAAAUCAUUCUUUCUAGAACUUCCCACUGGUGCAGUUGGUAAUGCUGGAUUCUUGAUCAACAUAAACUUACAAGGAAUCAAAGUCAUCUGCAAGCACAAAAUUCCCUCAACAGUUCCACUCCCACCACCACUGAUUGUACCCACUCUGCCACAAUCCCACCUGCAAAGCCAUACCUCACAGUGUUACAAACACCAUGUAUUAGCUUGCUCCACACCAAUACAGGACAAGGGUACUACCAGUCUCAAACUUGAUGGCCCACUGGUGAAAGUCUGGAAGGAGUAUUUUGUCUGGAUUGAUGUGAUCCCUAAGCCCCCAAUAAAUACUUCCAUCAAAACCCCUUUGUCAGCUGUCAAACAUGCCAAGGUCUUUGAGGAACUCGAUUUCAAGAUUGGCCGCUAUGCUUAG
This is a messenger RNA of Melampsora larici-populina 98AG31, 825 nucleotides long. RefSeq lists its product as uncharacterized. The transcript has 5 exons. NCBI's taxonomy places the organism in Eukaryota, Fungi, Basidiomycota, Pucciniomycetes, Pucciniales, Melampsoraceae. The coding region runs from base 1 to 825 and encodes 274 amino acids. The record is from RefSeq and is a predicted model, not a curated record.